AUGGCUGUUCCGUUACUCGAUCCUGCCAAGUUGCAGCUCGUCCAAGAAUUGGAGAUAGAAAUGAUGUCCGAUAUGUACAACCGAUUGGUCAGCGCCUGCCAUCGGAAAUGCAUCCCUGUUAAAUACCAUGAACCUGAAUUAGGUAAAGGCGAGUCAGUAUGUCUUGAUCGUUGCGUAGCCAAAUAUCUCGAUGUACACGAACGUAUCGGGAAGAAGCUAUCCAACAUGUCCCAAGGGGAGGCAGAGGCUGAUUUGACGAAAAUCAACUUACAAGACAAAAAGUAG
Messenger RNA from Danaus chrysippus (African queen), 285 nucleotides. The record is from the annotation of a GenBank genome assembly. Lineage: Eukaryota; Metazoa; Arthropoda; Insecta; Lepidoptera; Nymphalidae.